Macroventuria anomochaeta is the source of this 1999-nucleotide messenger RNA. RefSeq names its product phosphoesteras-like protein. The record is from RefSeq and is a predicted model, not a curated record. Gene Ontology annotation, molecular function: phosphoprotein phosphatase activity. The transcript has 3 exons. Gene Ontology annotation, cellular component: cytoplasm. The coding region runs from base 146 to 1804 and encodes 552 amino acids. Lineage: Eukaryota; Fungi; Ascomycota; Dothideomycetes; Pleosporales; Didymellaceae.
GGCACAUCCAUCGACGGAUGCCUCUUGUGCCCAGAUCUCUUACUAUUGGCACGAGACGUAUGUCAUGGCGACGGCGCUACGCAACUGUUUCACGAUAUUCCUCCUCUUCUAAGACAUAUGCGGCUGAACGGCCACUAACUUCAUCAUGACCCGCCGAAUAGUCCGAGCGGGCAUUCAGCUCGUAGCCUUCUCGAUCAUUGCCUGCUUCUUGAUUUUCUUCGUCGAUAACCGAUACCGUGUUCUACCUCAAUCUGUUCACAGCCACCUUCCCCUACACCACGAGGGUCUCGUCAUCACCGACAUUACUGUACAGACAUGCUCGAGCCUGAACCCGCUGUCAAAAUGCAUGCUGGACCAAAAGAAGUGGCACCGCGUCGAGAAAGACCUCUAUCUUGGAUCUGGCUGGGUGUCCAAGGCAUAUAUACACAUCAAGCGCAAAAGGGAGGAGGAGCUCACGAGCGAUGACAAGGUCAUUGUCGAUGUGCGUACCGGCAAGCUUGACCCAGCCAUGGGCGAGAAAGCUCAGGCUUCGGAGAAGUGGGAGUCUCGCCCUGCAGGCGUGUGGAUCAAGAGGUCACUCAAGCGUCACGCGAGCGACUCGAAGCAGGCCGUGACUGCUGUCGACAUACUGUUCGGGUCUGACGCCGUGGAGCCACGCCCUGGGUGGGAGCUGGUCAAGAACGGCGCAUUACAUUUGGAGACAGCCCGAGACAGCAAGGAUCCGCGCCUGAGCAUACGUCGAGGCGCACCACACAAGGUCGAGAAGCCAGUUCCCAAGAUCAGGAAGGAUGGCAAGUUCAAGAUCAUGCAGAUCUCUGACCUGCAUCUCAGCACUGGUUUGGGCGCAUGCAGAGAUCCGGAGCCCAAAGGUGCCAAUGGCGGCCACUGUGAUGCCGACCCAAGAACAUUGGACUUCGUCGAGCGUGUCCUAGAUGAGGAGAAGCCUGACAUGGUAGUGCUUUCUGGUGAUCAGGUCAAUGGCGACACCGCGCCAGACAUUCAGAGUGCCCUGUUCAAGAUCAUCGAGCCUCUCGCCGAGCGCAAGAUUCCCUAUGCAGCCAUUUUCGGCAACCAUGACGACGAAGGCACACUAUCACGCCACGCACAAAUGUCACUUUACGAAUCCCUACCAUACUCUCUUUCCGAAGCCGGACCGAACACCAUCGAAGGCGUUGGCAACUACUACGUCGAAGUGCAGGCACAUAACAGCAAGCACUCCGCAUUGACACUCUAUAUGCUCGAUACCCACGCAUACUCGCCAGACGAAGCCCACUACCGAGGCUACGACUGGAUCAAACCAAACCAGAUCGCCUGGUUCAAGAACACGGCUGAGGGGCUGAAAGACGCUCACAGCCACUACACCCACAAGCACAUAGACAUGGCGUUUAUACACAUACCAUUACCUGAAUACGCGGACAGAAACAAUGAGUGGGUCGGUAACUGGACCGAAGGUGUGACAGCGCCUGCAUUCAACACCCACUUCAAGGAUGAGCUGGUCAAGCAGGGCGUCAAAUUCGUCUCAUGUGGCCAUGACCACGUCAACGACUACUGCAUGCUCUCGAAAGACCACGCGACACAAGAACCCGAGCUCUGGAUGUGCUAUGCUGGUGGCAGUGGAUUUGGCGGCUACGGUGGAUACAACAACUUCCACCGUCGACUGCGUGUUUUUGAGGUUGACACAAAUACUGCGCGCAUUUCUACUUGGAAGAGAUUGGAAUAUGGUGAUAUUGGUAAGAGGCUUGACGAGCAGAUGAUUGUUGAUGCUGGACGAGUCUUGCCGGUUCAACGGGAUAACCAGGAAUAAGCGAUUUGAGUAAGAUUGCGACAAGCAAGGUGUUUUGGUGUUUUCGGUUCAGCCAUGGCUGGAGGCCUCCAAAUCACGGACUGCAUGGCUGGCUAGGCGCACGUAUGUUAUACGUUAUUUCAGUACAAACCCAUUGAUCAUUCUGCUGAAUUCUAUCUGCGUCAAUUCGGCACCAUGCACGUAUCAGUUGUACCU